Oxyura jamaicensis (ruddy duck) is the source of this 538-nucleotide messenger RNA. Its product is annotated as cytochrome c oxidase subunit 6A1, mitochondrial. Gene Ontology annotation, molecular function: enzyme regulator activity. Gene Ontology annotation, biological process: mitochondrial electron transport, cytochrome c to oxygen. The record is from RefSeq and is a predicted model, not a curated record. Bases 42 to 368 code for a protein of 108 amino acids. Gene Ontology annotation, cellular component: mitochondrial inner membrane. The transcript is spliced from 3 exons. Lineage: Eukaryota; Metazoa; Chordata; Aves; Anseriformes; Anatidae.
CCCGGCCCGGCGCCCGCUUCCGGUUCCGGCGGCGGAGGAAGAUGGCGGCGCUGGGGAAGGGCUCGCGGCUGCUGCGCGCCGCCCUCAGCUCGGUGCCGGGGCGCGGCCUGGCGGCGGCGGCGUCCCACGAGGCCGGGGGAGCCCGGCUCUGGAGGACGCUGACCUUCGUCGUGGCCCUGCCCGGUGUGGCCGUGUGCAUGCUGAACUGCUACCUGAAGGCGCAGCACGAGGGCGAGCGGCCCGAGUUCGUCCCCUACACGCACCUCCGCAUCAGGACCAAGCCCUUCCCCUGGGGCGAUGGGAACAAAACUCUAUUCCACAAUUCUCACCUUAAUGCUCUCCCCACCGGUUAUGAAGAUGAAAACUGAGGUGCUGACCACAGCCAGGACUCUGGCUCUCCCUGUGUUCGGACCAGGCUGCUCUGUGGGAACCAUCGCUUAAGAAAAACCACAUUCCUUCUACGCUCAAAUGGACCGGUGGUGCGUGCUCCACCUGUACUUGUGUAGAGGUCCUUUAAAUAAACGAUUCCAAACUUGAA